Messenger RNA from Cavia porcellus (domestic guinea pig), 2064 nucleotides. Its product is annotated as broad substrate specificity ATP-binding cassette transporter ABCG2-like. Bases 241 to 1767 code for a protein of 508 amino acids. NCBI's taxonomy places the organism in Eukaryota, Metazoa, Chordata, Mammalia, Rodentia, Caviidae. Gene Ontology annotation, cellular component: plasma membrane. The record is from RefSeq and is a predicted model, not a curated record. The transcript has 15 exons. Gene Ontology annotation, molecular function: riboflavin transmembrane transporter activity; efflux transmembrane transporter activity; ATP hydrolysis activity. Gene Ontology annotation, biological process: transmembrane transport.
GCCAACGGGCAGUCCCUCAAAGGAAGGUGCUGCAGACUGCAUCACUGAGGAGUAGGAGGUCAGAGGGAACCUGCAGCCCCAAAGGAGACAAGGAGAUGGGAGGAGGCAGCCAAGAACUGAUCAUGGAAGCUCUGGGAGGUCUUUGGGAUGUCUCACAAUUGGAGCAGCUCAACCUGGCACUGCCUGCAGUAGCAGCUACUUGGGAGACCUAGACCUGAGUUUCAGAGGAGAACUCUCCAGAUGUCCUCAAGUAAUGACCAGUUUCACAUCCCACCGUCACAAAGAAACACUGGUGGUGUCUCUGAGAUGAUUCCCAGUGACAUGAAGUUAUAUAUUAAAGGGGCUGUGUUAAGUUUUCAUAACAUCUCCUACAGAGUAAAAACGAAGAGUGGAUUUAUGCUUGGUAAGAAAACAGUGGAAAAAGACAUACUAUCCAAUAUAAGUGGGAUCAUGAGACCUGGCCUCAAUGCCAUUGUUGGACCUCCAGGUUCAGGCAAAUCUGUAUUGUUGGAUGUCUUGGCUGCAAGGAAAAAUCCUGAAAAAUUCUCAGGAGAUGUUUGCAUAAAUGGAAAACCUUAUCCUGCCAAUUUCAAAUGUGAUUCAGGUUAUGUGUCACAAGAUGAUGUUGUGAUGGGCACGCUGACAGUGAGAGAAAACUUGCGCUUCUCAGCAGCUCUUCGGCUUCCCACAACCAUGACCAAUCAUGAAAAAAAUGAGAAGAUUAAUGAGGCCAUUCAAGAACUAGGUCUGGAUAAAGUGGCAGAUUCCAAGGUUGGAACUGAACAAAUCCAUGGUGUGUCCAGGGCAGAAAGAAAAAAGGUCAUUAUAGCCAUGGAGUUGGUAACUGAUCCUACCAUCUUGUUCCUGGAUGAGCCCACAAACGCUUUAGACUGGAGCACAGCACAUGCUGUCUUUUUACUCCUGAAAAGGAUAUCUAAGAAGAGACGAACAAUCAUCUUCUGCAUUCGUGAACCUCGGUAUUCCAUCUUCAAGAUGUUUGAUAGUCUCACCUUAUUGGCUGCAGGAAAACUAAUAUUCCAUGGCCCUGCACAAAGGGCUGCAAAGCACUUUGCAUCAGCAGGUUACAACUGUAAGCUGUACACCAACUCUUCAUGGAUUUUGCUGGGCAUUCCCAGUGGAGUCCUCACGGCCAUGGAAUCAAAUGGAGAUGAUGAAGACCCUGAAUGUGAGAAGAUUGAAGAGUUUUCCAUAAGAGAUGAGCCAAUCAUAGAAAAUUUAGCUAAGUUCUAUAAAAAAUCAUCCUUAUACAGAGAUACAAAGGCUGAAAUAGAUCAACUCUCAGAAGGUCAGAAGAAGAGGAACUCAGCUUUCAAGGAGUUCAUCUAUGUCACCUCUUUUUGGAAGCAAUUCAGAUGGAUUAGCUGGCGCUCAUUUAAAAACUUCCUGGGUGAUCACAAAGCCUCUGUAACUCAGAUAAUUAAUGUAAUUAUAGAAGGACUGCUUAUAAGUGCCUUUUUCCUUGGGAUAAAAAAUGAUUGUGCUGCCAUCCAGAAUAGACUGUUGAUGUUCUUCUUAUUGAUGGAGUGUCUUUGUUUUAGUUACUUCUCUGCAACACAGCUCUUUCAAGAGGAGAAGAAGCUCUUCACGCAUGAAUAUAUGUGUGGAUACUACAGAGUGUCAUCUUAUUUUCUUGGGAAACUGUUUUGUGACUUGCUACCUAGGAGGUUGUUGCACAGUUUUAUAUUUAGUUUCAUACUCUACGUCAUAAUAGGUAUUUUAUAUUGUGGAAGUUUUUUUCAGAACUAAUGGCUCUUCAUUCCCAUGGCUUCAGUACGUCAGUAUUCCAUACUUCGGUCUGAUGGCCUUGCAGCAUAAUGAACUUUUGGGACAAAACUUCUGUCCACAACCCGGUGAAAAUGGAAGCAGUAGCUGCCCCAUAUAUGUAAUAUGUAAUGGUGAAGAAUUCCUGACCAGUCUGGGUAUUGAUAUCUCCCCUUGGGGCUUAUGGAAGAAUCACGUGGCUUUGACUGUUGUAAUGAUUGUCUUCUUCAUGAUUGCUUUCUUAAAAUUUUUAACCUUUAAAAAAAUUUAAAUUCUCCAUAA